AUGUAUAUGCACAUUAACGAAAUGGAUUUGAUAUUGCCAUCUAUGAAACCAAAUGGAGCUUUAUGGUUAGGUAAUAUAAAGGCUGCUUAGAAUAUUUAGAAUUUAAGUAAAGAGAAUAUUCGUACUGUAAUUACAGUAGCUAGUAAUGUUAAUAUAAGCUAUCCAAAACAUUAGAAAAUAAUUCAUAAAGUAUAUUGAUGAAUAUGAGUAGAUUUUUAAAGUUCAUGAUAAAGAAAAUGUAACUAUCUAAGAAUUGAUUGAAAUGACAAAUGAAGAAAUUGAAGAGGGAAUGAAAAUUGGAUCUGUUUUAGUGCAUUGUAUGGCUGGUAUUUCUCGAUCGGCUACAUGUGUUAUAGCUUAUUUGAUGUAUCAAAAUAAAUGGGUAUUUGAGAAAACACUUAAAUUUGUAAAAUCUAAAAGGCCCUGUGUAAAUCCGAAUGAAGGAUUUAAAAAAUAACUGAUUUCAUAUUCAAAUGAAAUUUAAAAGAAAUUAAUACCUAAGAAAACUUAAUAAAUUGAUAAUCCUUUAGCAAAAUUAAGAAGAUAAUUACAUUAAUCUCCUGAAGAUUUGAUUAAAAAUACUUAAUUAGCUAGAUCUCCAAAACAUGAGAUAAAAGUAUUAACAAAGGAUUCAACAGAGGAAGAAAAAUAAUAAUAUAGAUAAUAGUUAGCUUAAAAAUUAUUUGUUAAUACAUUUUCUACAACAGAUAGAAAUAGAUAAUAAUUAAAAACAGUACAUAUCAAUAAAUCUACAAAUAUUAAAGGAUAUAUAAGUAUGUACAAAUAAGUAGAAGAAUAAAAGUUGAUAGGUUUUCUAUCAGAUAGAUUCAAUUGA
Paramecium primaurelia is the source of this 835-nucleotide messenger RNA. Lineage: Eukaryota; Ciliophora; Oligohymenophorea; Peniculida; Parameciidae. The record is from the annotation of a GenBank genome assembly.